UUUCGCGUCGUACUCGUCGUAGUAAAACAGAAAAGCUUUCAGUCGAUUUUCGCAGCACCCGAGCACAGCGCGGAAAAUUCGCUCUCCGACACGCGACUGUCUACUACUUACUAGUUUUUUUAUAUUAUAUAUCAGACGGAAAUUCACUUUAAAAAAAGUAAAUCUUAAAAUUUUGUAAAACAAAAAGUGCAAUUAUUAAUUAAAUUGAUAUUGAUAUUGAUUCGAAUCAUUCCGAAAUUUAAUUUUUAAUCAUUGAAUGAUGUUUGAUGCAUCGACGCAGCGAGUUUAAUUUGGAUAUCGACGUCUUGCAUUAAAGAUUAAAUUUAUUUUUUAGGUUAGGACCAACCAUGAACACAACAUCUCCUAGAUCUUCCCUAGUCAAACUUGGUUUGUAUCCAAAACCAAAAUCUCUUAAAAUAAUGAUCCUGGGACAGGGAGGAGUUGGAAAAUCAGCUAUGGUGGUGAGAUUUAUAACUAAUCGUUAUAUUGGUGAAUACGAUCCGACAUUAGAGAAAAUCUACACUUUUCAUUCUGUGAUCGACAACGAAGUGAUUUACUUUGACAUUUUGGACAGUGCUGGCCAGUUAGAUGAAAGUGAGUCGUACUCAUUGGAAGCAAACAUCAGAUGGGCAGAAGCCUUCAUUUUAAUGUAUUCAGUCACAGAUAAAUGCUCAUUUGACGAAUGUUACCGCUUGAAAUUUCUUAUAAACUACAAUAAAAGAAGAAAACGUUUAGGAGGCGGAAGUACAUCCACAAAAGACAGUUGCCUGGAUGUUCCUGUUGUACUAGUCGGGAAUAAAAUAGAUCAAGUUGAAGAUAGGAUGAUUUCUUCUGAAGAGGGACAAAAGCGAAGUAAAGAGAUUGGAUGUGUUUGUUUUCAUGAGAUUUCUGUGAGGGAGAGCAUAGAACAGGUAUGGUCUGUAUUCAGGGACUGCACACGUUUUUGGCGUGUCCUGUCAAAAUGCCCCAACAAAUUGAAGCGUUCCUGCAGUGACAACAAAGAACCAAUGUCACCGGAAACAAUACGACUUUUAUGCUCGGCUGUAUCACCUAGUGGAAUGGGUUUUAAGUCAUCCAGUGGAGUUUUAGGAAGACGAUGGACUGAAGGUGAACUGGAGGAAGCUGAUGAAGAAGACAGCAACACAACAAAACAUGGUUCAAAUGAAGAAGGUGAGUUACCAUUUCGGGGACGUGCAUCCACCGAUGGACAUUUAAUGCAGAAGACGUGGAAGUGGAGAUAUCCACCGCCUACAUCCAAUCAACCACUGGGAUAUUAUCCAUCUAGAUCAGAGAGGAGGAUGAGUAUUUCCAUGAGGGGAAAUAAUAAUAGUUAUUGACUGCUGUGUGAUGUGUUUCGCUAUUAUUAUUUUCAAUGUGCUAAAUGUGCGUCAUUUCGAAAUGCUGUGAUUUACAUAAACAAUGAAUGUAUAAUACAAUAAAACAAUUGAAUCUUGCUAA
Molecule: messenger RNA, 1458 nt
Organism: Dalotia coriaria
Lineage: Eukaryota; Metazoa; Arthropoda; Insecta; Coleoptera; Staphylinidae
Product: ras-related and estrogen-regulated growth inhibitor
Exons: 5
Coding region: 348-1337 (329 amino acids)
Molecular function (GO): GTPase activity; GTP binding
Source: RefSeq, a predicted model, not a curated record